AGAAUUCUCAGUAUGUUAGUGUCAGCAGGUGCAUUCUGAAACAUGCCUUUUUUUUGCCUUGCGUUUUAUUUAAGUCUGCCUGCAUUCUCCCCCACAGCACACCCCGGUGUAACUCCCGAUUUCUCUCGCUGUGACAGGUUGUCUUUGCCAUUCUGGGUCGCCGUGAUUAAUAAACUCUUGACACUCACAGUUUCUUGCUCAACUGGCCUUUUUUCUGAUCGGUGUGAGCAUGAGAAAAGGUAGAUAUUUGUGCUUCUACCUCAACUGGAAUGUUCGGCUGGCCUUAAGCCAAUAAGGACUCAGUGAACAGGAUAACAUUACAAUUUAGAUUUACGGGAAGUUGCCAGUGUUGCAGCGAAAUUCUGGUUUGGUGACUUUAGGGGCAGGGCAUUGUGAAACAAAAAACUUAACUUGUUUGAGAAGAAAGGAAACCAGAAGAACAAAAGGGAGAGUCUAAACAAAUUAUGAGUUAAAACUCACAAUCUUAGUUUGGGCUACAAAACCCUAGCAGCUUUUUGCUGAACAGCCAUAAAUGGGCUGAAAACAAGCUUUAAGAGAAUAAUGCCACACACUUUAAGACUGGCUAGGAAUUUCUCCUGAGAGUGCUGGAGCUUCUGAGCUGCUAUUUAGCCCCCGUGGAAUGUGCAGCUUAGGUCAGUGAGAGUCAGGUAUUUUAGAUUAACUGGGUCUAAUUGUGAGUUUCCCAAAGCUUGGUUACACUUUUGAUGGACUGAGAGUUGUUUCGAAAAAGCUUACACGAGCGAAGAAAGAAGACAGAAAGGUUUAACUGCAGUAAAUAGCAAUAGAGGGAGUUUCUGGGCACUCCUUGCCGAGAUAAAACAAGAAAAUGUGGGUAUGCUGGCAGAUUCUUUGCACUGCUUACUAAAUGACGAUGAAGAAACAAGCAAUUGCCAUCUGAGGUCCCAAAUCUAACAGGAGGUGCUGGCUAACCUGAUGAAUAUUUCUGCCAUUCUCUACAUAUAAUUGAGUUUGACCAGUUUUCAACCCCUGAAGGUAGAAUAAUCACGUAUAAUUAGAAAAAGAGAAAUGCCCACAAGAAUGCAAUGCCAAAAGGUCUGAUGUAGAAAAUUCCCAUUUAUUUAAUUAUGGACAUGACAGCCAAGGUCCGAGCACAACUUGAAUGGUUUUGACAGAAUGACAGCUGAAGACUCCAACACCAUGAUGAGCACAGAUUCCUGCAACAUGUCUUCAACUAAAGCCAUUGAAGGAGUUGCUGGUGCCCCUAAUGAGGCCACCCUGCUGGCACUAAUGGAGCGUACAGGCUACACGAUGGUUCAGGAGAAUGGCCAACGCAAGUAUGGUGGGCCUCCUCCAGGGUGGGAAGGCCAUCCUCCUCCCCGCGGCUGCGAGGUCUUUAUUGGAAAGAUUCCUCGCGAUGUUUACGAAGAUGAGCUGGUUCCCAUUUUUGAGUCGGUGGGACGGAUGUAUGAGAUGCGCUUGAUGAUGGACUUUGAUGGUAAAAACCGUGGCUAUGCCUUUGUCAUGUUCACAGCCAAGCACGAGGCCAAAAGAGCUGUCCGAGAGCUUAAUAAUUACGAGAUCCGUCCAGGCAGGUUGCUGGGUGUUUGCAGCAGUGUGGACAACUGUAGACUUUUCAUCGGGGGCAUCCCAAAAAUGAAGAAAAGAGAAGAGAUUUUAGAGGAGAUUUCUAAAGUAACGGAAGGAGUGCUAGACGUGAUUGUCUAUGCCAGUGCAGCGGACAAGAUGAAAAACCGAGGGUUUGCGUUUGUCGAGUAUGAAAGUCACCGUGCUGCCGCCAUGGCGCGCAGGAAGCUGAUGCCUGGAAGAAUCCAGCUGUGGGGUCAUCAGAUUGCAGUUGACUGGGCGGAGCCAGAGAUCGACGUUGACGAAGAUGUGAUGGAAACCGUCAAGAUUCUGUACGUGAGAAAUCUGAUGAUCGAAACCAUGGAGGAAACGAUAAAAAAAGUCUUCAGCCAGUUCAACCCUGGGUGCGUGGAACGAGUAAAGAAGAUUCGCGAUUAUGCGUUUGUCCAUUUCUCCACGAGGGAUGAUGCAGUUCUAGCCAUGGAGAAAUUAAAUGGGACUGACUUUGAAGGUUCCUACAUCGAGGUGACCCUGGCCAAGCCCGUGGACAAAGAGCAGUACAGUCGUUACCAGAAGGCAGCAAAAGGUGGACCAACCGAAACUCCUCAAGCAAACAUCGUCUACUCCUGUGAUCCCUACACACUAGCUUACUACGGGUAUCCCUACAGCACGCUGAUUGGACCCAACAGAGAAUAUUUUGCCAAAGCAGGCACUGUGCGUGGCCGCGGUAGAGGGGCAGCUGGCAACAGAGCAGCAGGACCUCGGGGAUCGUACCUGGGUGGAUAUUCUGCAGGCAGAGGUAUUUACAGCAGAUAUCAUGAAGGGAAGGCCAAGCAACAGGACAAAGCGUAUGAACUGAUACCCAGCUUAGAUCUGGCCUCAGUCAGUCCAGUCGCUAUGAAACCUGGUGCAGUGGCCAUCCCUUCCAUUGGACCCCAAUACCAAGUGUUUCAGGCAGCUCCGGGCACUAAGCUAAUGGAAGAAAACAAAAUGCAUCCAAUGGAACAUGUUCUUAAUCCUAUUGCUGUUCAAACUGAUCCAAACGGAGCACCGAUCACUCCUCCGCCUUUUCAGACUCGCCCAAUAACUCCAGUCUAUGCAAUGGCUUCCAACAUUCAACGAAUUCCUGCAGCUGGAUUCUACGGGGCAAGUUAUGUACCAAUUGCAGCUCCUACUUCUGCUGCCGCCAUGGCAACGCUGCAAAAGAAUGCAGCCACUGCUGCAGCUGUAGCAGCCUAUGGAGGAUAUGCUAGUUAUGUACCACAGGCAUUCCCUACAGCCACCUUUCAAGUCCCUUUACACGAUUUCUACCAAACCUAUUAGGAUUUUAUAACAAAGACUUUGUAAUAGUGAAGGAAUACACUGAUAUUUAUGAAGAAAUAAAGCCAACAUAGUUUUUUGUGAAAUAAUUGUUUUUAGGACUUGAGUAAACUUUGCACCAAAAACUAUAUGAAAGAGCGAAACGUUUUAAAAAUGCUAUUUGUUACUAAAUUUUGAAAAAAGUGUUUUAAAAUUUCAGUAAAAACCAUUCUAUGCAUUUAUAUGAAAACACUUUUUUUUUUUAAUUGCCUUGUCUUUAGAAAAUAUUAUAAAAUCUUCCGUCCAUAAGGUUUGAACACUCUGAAUGUGGACAACUAGAAUCUAGAAGAUUAGUACUUGUAGGUAUGGGUUUUUACAUGCUGAACAAAGAUGUUUUGUGUGAUACGCUCACUCCAGUUAAUUAUUCUAUUGGUGCCUUCAAGAAAAGCUCAGCCUUAAUUGGACCAUAUAUCAUAAGUAGAUCCUCAUAAAUGUCCAUAUAAAAAUGAAUCAAAACACAAAACAUAUAACAUAUAACCAAGCAUAGGCCUGUCAUGGCCAAGAAUUGUACAUGGUGUGUAUUUAAAAACCUGAGUUGUUCAUUUUGGUGAGCAACACCAUUUUUAUUGUUUAGUACAAGCAUUGUGUCCAAAUAGUAUACGAGCUACAAUUUAAAAAAAAUUGGACUGUUAACACAAAGCCAGAAUUUGGAUAGAAUUAUUUUCCAUAAUUUUGGUUCUUUCAGGAACUGAAUUUCACCAGCUUCAGAGUGAAUAUUUGUAGUACUGAUCUUGAUGGGAUGAAGUGUUCAGAUUGAGAUUCAGAUGAUUGAGGAAGAAAGUAUCUAAGUAAAUGUUUGUCUUUUGAGGUAAGGUGUGGCUUGUUCAGAAAGAAAAAUAAAAAGCAAGGGAAAUAACUGUCCACAGUAGUGAGAAAAGAUGACAUGAUGAUAGAUUGUCACUUAAGAAAUACAAUGGGACUGAAAUACACAAGACAUUAGGUAGAAGAUAACCAUCGAGCUAAAUGCUCGACCUAAUGAAGGCAAGGAUAAAUUUCUAUUGCAAUGCUCAUUAUUUUCUGUGUGUCGACUCUAAAUUCAGCUUUAAUGCUGAGAUUUUGUUAGGACAAGGACUGAAAUAAGCCUUGUCAGCAUGAAGUUCUAUUAUAAUUACUUUUUAUCAUGUUAAAGAAAAUUUCUAGCUGAUCUGAGGUGAUAAAGUAGUGUGGGUACUAAUGUUGUAUUUUGGUUAUGUAACAAAUUAGAUUUAUGUGUGAGCGUGUACAUAUUAUGUUUUAAUAUAAGUUUAUGAGCAAAUGCCUUUUAUGGUGCAGCAGCACAUGGUAUGUAGUCUACCACAGAGAUUUAUCAAUUUCUUUCAAUUCUGUUGAAGAAGCAAAAUAAAUCUUUUAUUAUAGUAGGAACCAAAUGUAUUUUUGCAGUCUUUCAGUGGCCUGUAAAGGAGACUUUCGAAAAACGUCCGUGUUAAAAUGUGCCGUGAUGCUUAGUAAAACCUGUAUAAUGUGACCACACACUUUGGGCUAACCAAAGUAACCUGCGGAUAACAACAACAGUUGAGCUGCAUUCAUUGUUUUUCAACCUAGGAAAGAUUAUUUGGUUGAGGUACUGUAGAUUAUAUGGGGUCUUUUCAGCACAGGUUCAGCCAUUUGCCUUCACACUUGCUGUUUAUAGAAUAGAAGCUCACAUACACUGUAAGUACUAAUGAUAAUCUCCCAGAAACACUAACUAUUGAGAGGCACCAUUUUGAAGACUAUCUCUAAUCAAUGGAUUUAAUGUUUCACAUUCUACAUUACUUUCUCAAAUAAGCACAUCACUAAAUUAAAUGCAGAUUACAAAGGCAGCUGCUGCUUGUGUUAGUGCAAUCUUAAUUAUUUAAUCCCUAAAAGUAAUUAAACAAACUUUUGUGCCUCACUUAAAACCAAAUGAGGUACCAUCAUUUUUUCUUAAAAAGCAAACUCUAGAUGUUCGGAGGUCACAUUAUAUUUCCCAAUUUUUACAAGUCACUGUUCUUGCCAUUAUUGGAAAUGUACCAGAAAUUACCAUGUUUUAUAUUGUUAUUGUAUGAAUUAUUGUGCACUGCAAUAUGCAACCCAUUGUCACGGCAUUGUUGUUCUGUGAUGGAUUACUUUUUAAAGUCAUGUGCAAUUCACUUGUUCAGAAAUUAGAUUUUCUAGAAAUGGACCUGCUAUAUUCAUCUCAGCAUGUUAGAACUGGUAAGAACCAAGCUGAGUGGCACAGCUGCUCCCUUACAGUGCCAGAGACCCGGGUUCGAUCCUGUCAAUGGGUGCUGUCUGUACGGAAUUUGUACAUUCGCCCUGUGACUGCGUGGGUUUCUUCCAGGUUCUUCAGUUUCCUCCCACAUUCCAAAGAUGUGCAGGUUUGUAGGUUAAUUGGCAUCUGUAAAUUGUCCCUUGUGUGUAGGUUAGAACUAGAGUACGGGUGACUGCAGGUUGGCAUAGACUCGGUGGGCUGAAGGGCUUGUCUCCAUGCUGUAUCUCUAAACUAAAUUAAACAUGGGUAAUGUCUAUUAACAUCAACACUAAUGGGACAGUCAUAUAUGCAAAACAAUUUGCCCUUUUGGUUAGAAUAGAAAUGUAUGACCAAAGUUGAAGAAUUCCAAGAACACAGGGAGAAGAAAAAUUACCAGUAACACUCCACUACUGAGCAAAACACUCCCUUUCUUAGCUGUUAUAUUCAGUAACGUUGAUGAACAUUGAGGGAAUCAAUGGGAUUUGAGCGAAGAUUCCCUUUUAACAAACGACUUGUAUUACACCUGGACCUUACCCAAACAACCUGUAAAGACAUCACUUGUAAAGUUUUAAAACAACAUUUUUUACUCUGCUGAUAGUUCCCAACUGUUGCCCAGCCUGCCAUUUUGGAUUUAACAUCACAAACUGCUCAGCACAUUUUCUGCACGAUUUUAAUUAUUGAUAGUUGUUAAAAUCAAGGUUUAUAAAGUUGCCAACAAAAUAGAUACUGCUGCUAGAAAAUGCCUUGGUUUCCUCAAAGAAAUAUCAAUUUUCAUAACGUCUACUGUACCUUUUUAGUAUAUCUGUGAAAUACUUUUUAUGAAGUACACAAAGUAUAUAGGGUAACACCACCAAUUAGAGUACAAAGAAAGUUGUUCAAUUAUUUUUAAAAUAUUAUCUUAUAAAGAGAGGAGUUAUGGUCAGAUUUUGAGAUUCAUUUUAUUCCAAAAUACUUUUAUUUGACUGAAUAGUUUCUCAUAGCCCAGUUAAGUGAAAAGAAUCUAGAUGUAUUUAAAAAUAAUAUUUAACGUGUAAGAUGCAUUCAAGACCAUUUAGAAGUGGGAGAGUAACAGUGGAAGAAAAACAAAGGGUUUCACGUAACUAUGUCCGCUAGUAAAAGCUUCAUGUAUUUUUUACUUGCUUUUUUUUUCUGCACAGAGGACCUAACAUUGAUCCAACAAGGUUAAAGUAUUGAUUAUCUGCUUUUGGCAGGGGGUCUGCAGAAGGUCAAUAAACCUGUUAGGAUCCAGACUUGUGCCACUUUAUUUUAGCUAUUUCAUUCAAACAGCAUUUCUUUCUAGUUAAGUUCAAAAUGUUGGUCUGGUGCAUAUAAAAGAACAAGUUAUACAUAGAAAAAUCUUUUAAAACAAAUGUGCCUUAUUAGCAAACAAACACAUUACCAUGACGUGUUUGAACUCUUUGUUUUCUAUUUUCAUUGUGUUUUUAAAGCUUAAGUUUAUUCUGUUGCAUUUAUAUUCAAAAGCAGUAGUCAAUAAAGCAUUUUGAAACCUG
This is a messenger RNA of Leucoraja erinaceus (little skate), 6645 nucleotides long. It is a transcript of the gene rbm47, whose product is annotated as RNA binding motif protein 47. The transcript is spliced from 7 exons. The record is from RefSeq and is a predicted model, not a curated record. Lineage: Eukaryota; Metazoa; Chordata; Chondrichthyes; Rajiformes; Rajidae. Gene Ontology annotation, molecular function: mRNA binding. Gene Ontology annotation, cellular component: nucleus. Bases 1156 to 2889 code for a protein of 577 amino acids.